Molecule: messenger RNA, 2662 nt
Organism: Nicotiana tabacum (common tobacco)
Lineage: Eukaryota; Viridiplantae; Streptophyta; Magnoliopsida; Solanales; Solanaceae
Product: sister chromatid cohesion protein PDS5 homolog D
Biological process (GO): mitotic sister chromatid cohesion; DNA repair
Cellular component (GO): nucleus; chromatin
Source: RefSeq, a predicted model, not a curated record
AUCUCUCGCUUCAACUGUUCAACAGCAAAGUUGAAACUCCCAAUUUGCAUUGCCACAUUGAGUUCCAACAAAAUUACAUUGAACUAAGCACAGGGAAAAAAGUACUAGAAGUUAAAAAAUCACGGAUUUCAACCCCAAAUUAGGCAAAAAACACAAAAAACCAAGAAAGAAUCCGGUAGAAAUUACCCUCUGCAUGCCUGACAUUUUCCACUUCACUCUCUUCUUACAUCACCAGCACUGAAGUUAUAAUCUUUCAAUUUGCUAAACUAUUUUCAAUUUCAUUGGAGUGUUCUUUUGGGUUCUUGAUUCUUGAGAUUGAGUCUGCUGCUGGGAAUGGCAGCUUCUUGUUCCUGUACUGCUUCCCAGAAAGAGGUGGAAGACAAGCUCACAGCUUAUGGGAUGAAGCUAAUGAAUCCUCCCUCUUCCAUUGAUGACCUCCGCAACUUUCUCCAUAGAGUUGAAUCCUUACUGAAAAUGGUAGGUCAAUGCCCUUCUGAUUCAAUGAAAAGUGCACUUCAACCUGUAAUGAAUGCACUAAUCGAGAAAGAGCUUUUGAGGCAUAACACCGAAGAUGUCAAAGUUUUAGUUAUUUGUUGUAUUACUGAGCUUUUCAGAAUAACUGCCCCACGUCACCCUUAUGAUGAUGAUAGACAAAUGGAGGAAAUUCUUCAGCGUACUGUAAUGGCAUUGAAAAAGUUAUCUGAUGUUUCUGGCUGCAUUUACUAUAAGGUGGUCCAAAUUCUUGAAAUUGUUGCUAAAGUAAGGGCCUUUGUGAUGUUGUUGGACUUUGAAUGUGACACCUUAGUUAUUGAGAUAUUCAAACUUUUCCUCGGGAUUAUCAGGCCCUACCAUCCUCAUAAUGUAUUCACUAAGAUGGAAGAAAUCAUGACUCAGCUCAUAGAAGACAGUGAUGAACUCUCAGUAGAGCUUCUACGGCCAAUUCUUGAUAGUGUCAAAAAGGAAAAUCAGAUUGCUUCACCUGUUUCAUCAAAAUUGGGGGAGAAAGUCCUGGAAAAGUGUGCUGCCAUUGUUAAACCUUAUCUUGCAGAAGCCCUAAAGUCAAUGAGUUUAAAUCCUGAUGACUGUGCUGAAAUUGUUGCCUCAAUAUGCAAUGAAACAAAAGGAGAACAAAUGAUGGCAAAUGAAAAUGCACCUGAUACUCGACAUCCUAUAAAAGUUGGUCAAUCCGAUUCAGAAUUUUGUGAGCCAGCGCUGCAGGAUGACACUCACAUGGAGCAGCUAAAGGUUACUUGUACAAUGAAUGUCAUGAAACCUGUCAAUCCAGAAGAUGUGCAACCAGCAACAAAUGCCGAAGUAGUUUCAAGGAGGAGUAGUGAACUUACAGGUAGUGGUGGCCAGCAUUCUUCGGCGUCCAAAAAGCCUGAGAUUAGCAAUGGAAGUCAUGGUCAUUGGGAUCAGCCCAAAAAGAAAGAGAUCCUGACAAAUGAGGAUGCUCACCUAGGUGUGUUAGUUCCAGAAGGAGACGUGCUGCAAUCCCAAGUUAAGAAAAAAGGUUCUCUUCAUUUAGGUCUUACUGGGGAAGAGAGAACCAAGCACACAGUUUGUGCCAAAAGAAAUCAAGGAAGGAGCUCAAGGAAGAAUGAGUUUGCUUCCAAUUACGAUGCAGAUAGCAAAUCUGAAUUUAGCACCAAAAGUGAAGAAGGAAACAUCAGUGACUAUGAGGAGCCAUCACUGGAACUAAUUGAUGGAAGGAAAAAGAAGAAAAAGAGAAAUUCUUUUAAGAUGCUUGAUUUUGACGAUUCUGGAGAUGAGGCAACUAAACUAUCAGUCAGAUAUGAAAAUAACUUAAACGGAUGUGCUAAUUAUCAACCCUGGAGGAAGUUGACCACAGGCAAACAUGAGGAUUCUAAAUGGUGCCGUAACAUCAAACGUUAUGGUGAAGAACUGGUUGGUGCUAGAAUAAAAGUUUGGUGGCCAUUGGAUGAAAAGUUUUACGAGGCAACCAUUUCUUCUUUUGACCCUGUGAAAUGGAGACACAAGGUCUUAUAUGAUGAUGGUGAUAUAGAAAACUUGAUAUUACAUGAAGAGCGAUGGGAGAUGCUUGAAGACAAUUCAUCUCAAAAGGAUUCUAAAAGGCGUCGUAACAUCAAACGUUAUGGUGAAGAAUUGGUUGGUGCUAGAAUAAAAGUUUGGUGUCCAUUGGAUGAAGAGUUUUACGAGGCUAUCAUUUCUUCUUUUGAUCAUGUGAAAAAGAGACACAAGGUUGUACAUGUUGAUGGUGAAGUAGAAAUGUUGAAACUACAUAACGAACGGUGGGAGAUGCUUGAAGACAAUUCAUCUCAAAAGGACAAUGAAAUAAACAUUCAAGGCCAUGCUGUUUCAUCUGUUACGGAAAGUGAUAAAACCCCACCUGUGAAGACUUAUUUUAGAAGAAAGCGUGAAAGAGGAGAUCAAGAUUUCGUCAGCCUUGACCAAGUCUAACUUCUUCAAUACGUAGCUACCAUUCCUACCCACUAUCAGAUCAGACAUUAGAGUUUUCUUAGUCAUUUGUCGUAAAAAGUAUGUAUCCUAUAAAUAUCUAGUUAGGAUUAUAUUGGUAUGUUUGAAUAUUUGCAUCUGGGAGUUUUAUCCACUCCAUGCGGACAAAUUUAUUGGCUGUAAAUUGUUUUUAAGAUUCUCGCAAGAAUUUUCCUUCUAUUCA